AGCGUUCGGAGAGCUUGAAUGGCUGAGCUCAUGGCCCCGGCCAAACCCGCAUCCACUGCCACAUCGUUGGCCCUUGAUGGACAGCGCUCAGUCAUCCCCAAGCAAUGUAGAGCGGAAAAAGCAAAGGCGACAGACAGCAGUAUACCCAAAUAUUAAUUCGACAAACAAGGUCGAGAAACCGUUCUCGAAAAGCGCAGCAAAACGGGACAGCGUCCUUGCAUUAGGAAGCAUAGAGCACCUGCAGCACUAUUUCACCAAAACAGGUCUUUCUGCUUCCAAGAAACCUCUGAGCGGGAAAGGGCCCUUCGUGCCGGCACUGGGCCCUUUGGCGAUCCCGCAAGAUCAACCUUCUGUCCCAACUCUCAUUUUCGAUUUACCACCUUCUCCGGAACUCCCUAAGAGCACUGUAUCACAUGCCCCUCCAUCCGUGGAUCCGACACCCUUUAUCGACGUGGACGCGUUGAAAGCAACGGCCAUUCAGGAUCUUGAAGAUGUCCAGACCUGCUGGUCGUUGUCCCCCACAGGGUCAUCUGCACUAGGCUUACAAACAAUGAAAUUCCUCGACCCGUUUAGUCCCUCUGCGCCGUCAAACCACCUCAAUAUCCUCGACCUCCUGAAGGUCACCACGCGUGCCAUUCGAUCAGUUCGAAAUUACAUGCUAGCAUUACCUGAAGACGAUCCAUCACUUAAAUUCAGACCACACGUUGUAGACGCUUUCCGGAACCAGCCACACCAGAAAGUGAAAUACGCAUCAUUACGCGUAGUUUCACCCAAGAAAUCAACCAAAUCACUUCACCAUAUCACGACUCAAGCCCCACCCCCUCAGGUCCUCACAGUCCCCUUACCUCCAUCAACUCUCACCCUUAUCAGGAAAUCUGCUUUGGACGUCCUGGGUGCCCUUCGGGAUAUCGAAGAGCGAUGUCGUUUGCCAAUGUCAGAUGACCCGUUCGAGAUGACCGGUUCGGGUGUUGGAAAUCGAAGGAUAUCACAAAGUCCGACGCCAUUCCUUACCGAACGGACCGCGAGCCCAUCCACGCAUUCAGCUGACGACGACGUGAGCGAACUUGGAGGAGGGACGGCAGUUUCCUCGUCCACAUCGUGGUCUUCUCCACGUGGUGGACGGAGGGCCACCAAGUCACCCAGUCGCCCCGAUGUCGUGCCUUUAAUCGUUCAAGGUAGAAAUAAAGCAGUGCACGUAUGGGCUGAUCCGAGCGAUGAUGAAUGGGAGGAUGACGUCGAUGAGGAUUCCAAGCGGGACCCAUGGGAUGAGAGGCUUGUGCUAGGAGGUGGAUGGUUAUACCGGAACGACGUUGAUCUGGCCAGUUUAGGAAAGGAGAAGGAAAUCGUAAACCAAUACCUGGACGUCGUAGACGAGAUACUGUUCGGAGGCGCAAGCGGAGUGCCAGGCCAACGAGGCUGGGUCCGUGCCAAGAUAGAAAUUGCAAGUGGAAGCAAGUUGAACAAGAGAACUGGACGGCCCAGCUUCGGUGGGGUGGGAGGUUCUCCACGAAAAACCGACGAGAAGAGACUAGUUAGUCAUCGUCUGCUCCAUGCCAUGAACGACCUUGCCUCCGUCAAAGAGACUGAAGACACGGAUGAUGCGGCUAUAGAGGAGGAAGAGGAAGAGGAAGAGGAAAUACCGGACAAUGAGCUGCCUGACUGGGCAAAGCGGUCAAAAUUCCAUCACGAGCCUUUGAGUCGUCUUUUAAGUUUCCUCAUAUCCUACCUUCCACCAGACCUUCUUUCAUUCCUCCCCUUUCCACCCACCCCACCUUCCUCUCCCCCUGCUUCCCCGUCUUCCGCUCAUAGGAAGUUCCGAUCCAAGCUCCUUGAUGUUCUUUCUGAUGGUCAGAUCAUUUGUACAGCUUACAAUGGUGCAGUCAGAAAGAGUAAGAGGCCCUGGGGGUUCAUUCAGCUUGAGACGGUGCAUGACUUGUUGGAGCUGACGGAGGAUUCCGAUGUGGAGGAAGAGAAGGACCCCAUGAGCCUUGGAUCUGGCAUGCAGACUAAGGGCAAAACAACAUGGACGUUUAGAAGAACGGAAAAUCUCCGUUUUUGGGCUGCUGCCGUGGGUCUCAGGUACAUGAUACCAUUUACCGACUCGCCACUUGCUGAGGAUGGCUCAGCCAAACGUCUAAAGUUGCCUCGCACAUUCAUUGAUCCCAUACUAUCACCCCCCAUUUUCUUCGAUCCCAGAGUCCCAGCGAGACGGGAAGAAGGUUGGGAAGACAUGUUGGAACGUGCUCUUUUUCGAUGGUUGGAUGCUGUCCUUCUGGAGACCCGAUCUCCUUGAGCCCGUGACUAGAAUAAAAUCUCACCAGCUUGAUACCCCAUUCCUCUGCACUGCUCUUUGGCCUUCGUUUGAUUCAUGAUGAAAAUCUUAUAUUGCAUUUUUUGGAUAAUUAUGGUGCCCUUUUUUUUACAUUCACUUGAUUUUAUCCAAACGUACGUAUAGUGAUAAUAUUCCUGCAUUACCUUGGAGACUGCGGUAUGGUUGACUGAGGAGAGAAGUUCCAGAGCUUG
Molecule: messenger RNA, 2523 nt
Organism: Cantharellus anzutake
Lineage: Eukaryota; Fungi; Basidiomycota; Agaricomycetes; Cantharellales; Hydnaceae
Exons: 3
Coding region: 77-2293 (738 amino acids)
Source: RefSeq, a predicted model, not a curated record